Ostreobium quekettii is the source of this 603-nucleotide messenger RNA. The record is from the annotation of a GenBank genome assembly. Lineage: Eukaryota; Viridiplantae; Chlorophyta; Ulvophyceae; Bryopsidales; Ostreobiaceae.
AUGUUUUGGGAUGGCGGCCGGCUCGCUAAGCCUGGCAAGUCUGUUGUUGAACAAGGUUGGAUGCCUGUCAAGGGCGACUGCGUGCGAAUUUCGAAGAUGGGCGGCAAGGCUGGAACAGUGGUGGGCUCGUCGCCAGGCGGAUCUGUCCAAGUUGUUGUGGGCAGGCUGACCCUAACCCUGAGGGCCUGGGAACUGGAGCCUGCGGACGACACUCUAGCAGUGCAUGAUGCCAAGCACUCCCCUCGCAUAGCCGGCCGCCGGAGAGUUGGCGAUGUUCAGCCGGACAGGAAGCCAGUGCAGCAGGCACCAGAAGGAGAAGGGGAGUCUGGCCCGGGGCCCGGGACCAGGGGCCCGAUAUUGCUGCAGACUGCAAGAAACACUGUGGACAUUCGGGGGGAGAGAGCUGAUGAUGGUGUGGCAGUCGUGGAUAACGCCCUACGCACAGCGGACGCGGGGGACUGCCUGUACGUCGUGCACGGAGUAGGCUCUGGGAAGCUGAAGGCGGCUGUCCGCGAGUUUCUCAGGCAGCACAAAGAGGUCCAGCAGUACGAAGAUGACCCCAAGAGCGGGCCAGGCUGUACACUUGUCAUAAUCAAACCCUGA